Messenger RNA from Nasonia vitripennis (jewel wasp), 2854 nucleotides. RefSeq names its product inactive hydroxysteroid dehydrogenase-like protein 1. The transcript is spliced from 4 exons. The record is from RefSeq and is a predicted model, not a curated record. Gene Ontology annotation, molecular function: oxidoreductase activity. Gene Ontology annotation, cellular component: endoplasmic reticulum. The coding region runs from base 1591 to 2538 and encodes 315 amino acids. Lineage: Eukaryota; Metazoa; Arthropoda; Insecta; Hymenoptera; Pteromalidae.
GGUUAAUAGCGUCGGUCUCACGAUUUUUUAUUUUAUUAUUAUUGUUAUUAUCCUUAGCCGGCACAACGUCGAAUUCAAAAUUACAGCAGAUAAAUCAACGCCCAAACGAUUGCUUGUGCACGUAAAUGAUUAUGGGCCCAAAAUUUGCAUAAUCAGCUAUGAAUUAAUCACGUGCAAAAAUUCUCAAUUUUGCGCAAUUUUAAUCAAGUGCUGUGUCUGCAGACAAACUGUUACGAGUUGAGUGGCUGCGGCGUUUCGAAAGUGGAGAGCUAAUGUUUAGACAUUUUUUUAACAAGAAACUUACCUCAAAUAAAGCUUGAUCCAUAGAAAACUUGCCUCAGUGUUUGAUCAUCGCUUCCAGGAAGUCGUAAAUAUUCUAUGGAUUUUCCGUAAAUACGUUAUCUACUAAAUUAAGCAAAUUUUAUGCUUGAAAGGAAUACAAUUUUCCGUAACUAAUAACUGGAAAUGAGGAGUAUUUUCAAAAUUUGGUUUCUAUGACUUUUCAAAAGUGCAAGUGUUUUCAAUGCAUAUCAGUAGAAUGAGAACGGAGUAUAUGCAACGGCCUCGAUUCUUGAAGAGCCAAUCGCAUUUCGAUUCAUGUGAAAGCCGAACGAUUCCGCACAAGGCCUUGAGCUUACGUGAACGCGUUUUCCUUAAUUUCAUCGCUUAUCUUCGAAAUUCUGCGAAAUUAAGGUAGUCAACAAAAAUCACGCUCAAAAAAUCCAGCUCGUGCGCAUCAAAUAAACCCGUAUCACGCAUAAGUACUACCAAAACAGCAACAUAAUAGAAUAUCACUUCUUUCACAUGUAAUAGCCUCGGCGCGUCUCCCGACCUUUGCACAAGAAAGAAAAAUGAGGCCCAACCGCGGCUCGGCGCUGUGAUCGUCUCUCAUAUACAUUAUAUGCUCGCGCGCGGAGACGUCGGUAGCAGAGCGCGCGAGUAUUCGACUGGAGUGGUACCUCGCGCUCGGAGAAAGUGACUUGCCUUCGCGGCUUCUGUACGGUCACCCACCAGCCUCGCGUCACUUUAGUCUUGCGCGAAGUGCUCGGCGUUGACCAAUCGCACCGAAUCGGGGAAUAAAUUCAAUAGCGGCUGCUGCUGCUGCUGCUGCUAAGUUGGCUCUUUACAGAGACUUGCGAGCGAAGCGGCAGAUAAGACUCGUAUCAAAGUGCCCGCCGAUGUGAUUGCAGCUCCAAGUGCUCGGUGCUCUCCAGUGUCUACGACGCGAGUUUGGUGCAGUUGUCGUUCGAAGAUUACGUGAUCGCGAGUUCAAGUGCAAAUAGUGCGAUUUUAUAAUCGUAGAUUUGAGUUGCGAAUCUAGCUGCUGUAUUUUUUCUGCUCCGCUGUUUCGCAACGCUGGACGGAGUAUCGGUUCUUCGCUGGAUUUUUCAACGCGCAAAGAUCUUAAAUAACCGGCCGCUGGCUAAAUAGCACGCGCUGGGAUUUCGCAUCACUCUUCCUUUCACUCGAGCUGCUAGUACAGUGACACUCCGCGUGCUUCGGUCGCGCGCAAUGAAACGUUAAAUUGUGCGCUCAUUGGUUAAUCGACAUAGCGUAUAACAUAGGAGCGAUUGAUUUGACUGUGGCAAAAUGUUUUUGGAGAUCGCUUUGUGGCUCAUUUUCGGGCUCAUCAUAUUCUGGGCACUGCUCGAUCCUGUCAGCAGAGUCGCCACUGCUGCGUGGGAAGUUUUGCUGCCGAUCUUCAACUCCAAGCCGGUGGAGCUGAAGAGCCAGUUUGGAGUGUGGGCUGUGGUCACUGGAUCUACUGAUGGAAUAGGUAAAGCUUACGCUAAAGAACUGGCUGCGAGGGGAAUGAACUUAAUCCUUAUCAGCAGAACCCUUGAGAGGCUAGAGAAAACCAAGAACGAAAUUUUAGAAAUCAACCCGGAAAUUGAAGUAAAAAUUAUCUCUGCCGAUUUUAGCAAGGGAAGGGAGAUUUUUGUCAAGAUUGAGAGUCAGUUGAAAGACAUCCCAAUUGGAAUACUAGUCAACAACGUUGGUAAACAAUACACAUACCCGAUGUAUCUCGGCGAGGUUCCAGAAGACGAACUCUGGGACAUCAUUAACGUUAACGUGGGUGCGGUGACUUUGAUGACGCGUCUAGUUAUCGACGACAUGAAGAAACGAGGUAAAGGUGCCAUCGUCAAUAUUUCGUCGGGUUCGGAGUUACAGCCGUUGCCUCUGAUGACGGUUUACGCGGCAACUAAGGUCUACGUGCGCAGUUUCUCGGAAGCGCUUCGAGCCGAAUAUUCGAAAUUCGGGGUCACCGUUCAGCACCUCACACCUCUUUUUGUCAACACAAAAAUGAAUGCUUUCAGUCAGCGUCUUCAGGUAUCGAGUUUGUUCGUUCCAGAUGCAACAACGUACGCCAAGAAUGCGAUAUCAACGUUGGGUAAAGUAGAUACCAGUACUGGAUACUGGGCACACGGGAUACAAAACUUUUUCACUCUGAUUCCACCUGUUUGGAUACGAAUGAGAAUUGGCCAGUUCAUGAAUCAAGUAUUAAGAGAUGACUAUUUUAAACAAAAACAUGCAUAACUGAAUAAGUAAACGAAAGUGUAGAUAUAUCUGUUAUUUUCUCAUCAAAACUUGCCAUCCUGUAAAAUUACGAGAAUCAUCAUUUUUUCGAUAUUAUUAAUUGUAAGCCAUUCAAAUUUCGCAAAAGUUUAUAACGGGAUCUUUAGAACUUAGAAAAUACUAUAAGUUUUUUAUGAUGUAUGACGAUAAAAAAUGUAAAAUAAAACAAUUUUUUGGAUAUUAGAUUUAUGAAGAAAGCUUUGUAUAUAAUAUAACAAAUACAUUACAUAUUGUUUUUUUUCUAAAUAAAGUUAUAAGCAUUGUAAAUAAAUAAAAA